Messenger RNA from Cucurbita maxima (winter squash), 740 nucleotides. Its product is annotated as protein STICHEL-like 3. The transcript has a single exon. The coding region runs from base 315 to 725 and encodes 136 amino acids. Lineage: Eukaryota; Viridiplantae; Streptophyta; Magnoliopsida; Cucurbitales; Cucurbitaceae. The record is from RefSeq and is a predicted model, not a curated record.
ACCCAGGUUUUUUGGGAUGGGUGAUUGGAAGUGUUGAGGUGAUGGAUUUUCUUUGUUUCUCAUGUUCUAAUUGGAGGAAAGUCGACGAGGUUUGGAAGUAAAUGUUUGAAAUGGGUUGGUUUAAAUAGAGUUAGAAUUUAACUUACCUACUUUAAAAUAGGACCUCUCUUUGCCUAAACUGCGGGGUAUUUGGAAUUUAUAUAUCGUAAUUGCAGAGGUUGGAGCUUUCGUUGUCUGAUUCAUAUGCAAUAUACUUCGAUUCGUUUCCUCAAUUGUCAAGAAAUUUCCCUACCAAAUGCAUUUGUAUUCUCAUCAUGACUAGAGCUGUCCGCGAUAAUACUCUUAAGGAGGCAAAUGGUGAUAUAAGCGAUCAUCUGCAUAACCACAUUCACUUGACAAACUGCAUUCACUUGAAGAAUCACAUGCACAAGCACAGCCCCAUCUUGGCUGACAGGUCUCUUAUGAGGGACCUCAUUGUCCUUCAGAGGUCGCGAUCUCUCAGGGACCCUUCUGCAAGUCCUCCCUCAUGGCAGUCUCCCUCAUUAACUGAUCUGCCACCGAGGGUGGGUGAAAAUAAUGCUGUGAUUCGUGAAGGAAGAAGGUCAGUAGGAACUGAGAGUCGAAGGGUAGGUAGAACAAUGUCAGGAAGUUCUCCACUCUCGGGAAGUUUUGCCACAUCAAAAGUCAUUCCGGCUGAUAUGAAUGUGGGCACUGAUAGUUUCUGAAAUGGUUUUCUCAAC